AUGGAUCUUAAAAGAAAAAAUGACAAAAUAACAAACAAUAACAAGAACUAUACUAAUAAUAAUAAUAAUAAUAAUAAUAAUAAAAAUAACAAUAACAAUAAUUAUUAUUAUAAUAUUAAUAAUAAUAAUCAAUUAACACCCAUGUUAUCAAAUGAAAUAAAAAAUAAAAAAAAUAACAAUAAUAAUAAUAAUAAUAAUAAUAAUAAAAAUAAUAAUAAUAAUAAUAAUAAUAGUAUAAACAACAAUAUUUAUAAUUAUAAUAAAAAUAGUAAUAAUAAUAAUAAUAAUAAUAAUAAUAAUGAUAAAUUAAUAUCAAAUAAAAAAUAUAAAAGUACUGAUAUCAGUUCAGAAUUUGAUAAUAUUUAUACAUCAACAAAUACACCCAGUUUGGUUUUUACAUCAAAUAAAGAAAAUAAUAACCCCGGUGAAAUUGCAUUUUGGAAGAUAUUUAAAAAUAAAAUUUUAUUCAAUAAAAUAUUUUCAAAUUUCAAAUUCAAAGAGCUAUUCAAUUAUAGAGAUUUAAAAGAUUCCGGUCAUAUUUUAACCAAAUUUAGUAAUGGAGAAGCAAUUAUUAGAGAUAUGGUAAAAAGUGGAAAAUUUGUAUUUUCAGAUUUUAAAUUAGAAUUAAUCAUUAGUGUAAUCACCCAAGAUACUAAAGAGAAUAGAGAAUUCUAUAGACAACUAUUUUCAAUAUAUUACCACCAAAAUGUUGAUUAUUCAUCAUGGGUACAAACAUUUGUGAAGUAUCAUAAUAAAAUCGCAUUUCUGGAAUUCUUUAAAAUUUUUAAAUUAGAUAAAAGUAAAAUUUCAGUGAAAGUUACGUAUUUCGGUAAAAGCAUCAAAAAAAAUCUUAAGAUGAAAGAAUUUGUAGAAUCAAAUGGAGUUAAAGUUAUUGAAACGAUAUCAGUAUUUGAUAUGAUUACGAAUUUUCAAUAUUCACAAAAACUCAAAUGGCUCAUAAGUUUUAUCUUGUUUUGUAUCGAUGACAAUAUCCAACCAAAACCAAAACACAUUUUUAUAAAAGAACUACUAUUUAACUCAUUAGAUACAAUUAAAUCUAGUACAAUAUAUUUAAACUCAACUAUUAAUGAAAUAUCACAAUCUAAAGAUAAAUUUUUGAAAGAAAAAACCUACUACUUUCUCAAAUAUAUAUAUUCAAUAUAUGCUGAAAAAUACAAAAAACCUCUUUCUAAACCAACUAGUUAUCAUAUAUACUUUAGAGGCAAGUAUAAAAUUGAACGAAUUUAUUCAGAUAGAAGAGAAUUUGUGUACCCGUCUAAUGUACCACCCACAUUUAUAAAAAGUGAUGAAUUCAUUGAUUUUCAAAUUAAACUAAUUAAAUUCUUACCCAUAUCUUAUAUAAAAGGAGUGGUUGAAGAGGCCAUUUUUUCAAGCAAUAAUUUGGUUCCAAUAGAUCUCAUGAUCAAGCGUAAAGGGGGUUGCUUAUACGGCUAUCUUAUAAAUCAUCUUAGAAAUAUUACCAAGACCGAGAUAUUGGACCACUUUUUCAAUAAACAUCAAGAAUUAAUGUUUAUUGACGAUAAUAUACUUUGGAUAUACACCAACAGCAAAGUUAUGGGCCAUUUCGAAAAUUUAAUGAAAAGUAUUUCAAGAAAGUUUAUAGUUUUAUUGCAUUUUCCUAAAUCAGACUUAAAAAAUACUCCAAGUAAAGAUUUUUUCGAAAGAUUAGAAAGAGCAAUCGACAAUCCAACAGUUUAUAAUUUUGCAUACAAUUCAAUGCAUCCUCAAAACUCAAUAAAUAGAUAUAAAUCAUAUUUUGUAAAAUUGAAGUAUUUUAACCAGGAUUCUGCAAUAUCAUUGCUAGAUAAGCACCUAAAAAUAUAUGGAAUUUCAGAAUACUUUGAUAUUGAAACAAUUUUAAAAAAUAAACUCAAUCAAUCCUAUAAAUUAAUAUAUUGGAUCUUUCAAGACCUAUCAGAUGGUUAUAUUCAAUCAAACUUAUUAAAUGAAGAAUUAACGAUUAAGUCUGGAAUCAAUGCAAAUAAUGAAAAGUAUGAAAUAAAAAUUAAACGCUUUACUAGUUGGGAAAUGCUUUUAUACUAUUGUGGUCGUACAAAAUUUUUAUAUCAAAACUUAGAUUUAAAUUCAAAGUUAAAAGAACAAAUAUUCCUAGAUCUAGUUUUUAAAUUUAAAGUCCGUGUUUUUUUAAAUUUAUUAAAACAUUUAACAUAUUCAGAUUUCAAUCAUGAAUAUGUUAAAGGAAUAAUAUAUUCAAUAGCAGAUUUAUCAGUAGUCCGAAUUUUCAAAAAACCUCUAAAUGAAAAUCAACCUUUUUAUCUUGAACUAAGUGAUAGUAGUUAUAGAAUAUUAACCAAAACUCCUUUUCGUAAUCCCCUAGCGGAAAAUUUUAUUGGUGCUACCCAUUUAAUUUCUAAUAAUGAUUUGGGCGAUACAAAAAUUGUCUGUUAUAAAUAUAAUACAAAAAAAAUAAAAAUAAUUUUAUUAAACUAA
Molecule: messenger RNA, 2472 nt
Organism: Dictyostelium purpureum
Lineage: Eukaryota; Evosea; Eumycetozoa; Dictyosteliales; Dictyosteliaceae
Exons: 1
Coding region: 1-2472 (823 amino acids)
Source: RefSeq, a predicted model, not a curated record